This is a messenger RNA of Cylas formicarius (sweet potato weevil), 2643 nucleotides long. RefSeq lists its product as uncharacterized. The record is from RefSeq and is a predicted model, not a curated record. Bases 22 to 2592 code for a protein of 856 amino acids. Gene Ontology annotation, molecular function: metallocarboxypeptidase activity; zinc ion binding. NCBI's taxonomy places the organism in Eukaryota, Metazoa, Arthropoda, Insecta, Coleoptera, Brentidae. The transcript has 13 exons. Gene Ontology annotation, biological process: proteolysis.
UUCGGAAGUAAGAAGUGUUUUAUGGGAAUAAUGGGUCUCGUAGCUGUGCUGUUGCUGAUGGUAGCCGUAUCUGGACAACUGGCAACCGCCAAAGUCCGGUACGAUAACUAUAAGGUCUACAAACUCACUCCCAAGGACGAAUCUGCCCUUAAGGCGCUGCGGGAACUGGAACAACAGAGUUCGGAUUUGACCGCAUUCCAGUUUUGGAGUUCCGCAGUAAAAGUCGGUACCCCAGCAGAAUUAAUGAUCCCUCCCCAUAUGGAGGACGUAAUUGAUAAUAUGUUCGACUCUGCGAACGUCGAUAGUGAGCUGGUGGUGUCCGACGUACAAGCAUUAAUAGAUAACGAAAACCCGAUUUCUGAAGAAGACGAUGGAUUCUUUGAAUGGCGCAGGUAUCACACCCUGGAUGAGAUAAACACCUGGUUAUUGGAACUCGCAAGCAACAAUUCCGAAAUUUUAACAGUGCUGAGACCUGGAAAAACUCACGAGGGAAGGGAUAUCAUUGGGCUUAAACUGGAUUUUGACAGCAGCGUUCCGAAAGAUGCCGUUUUCAUGGAGUCCAAUAUUCAUGCUAGAGAAUGGAUUACAUCAGCUGUGAACACAUAUAUUCUGAACGAGUUCGUCAAUAACUUCGAAAACGAAACCAUCAGGGCGCUUUCUCAUAAAUAUGUUUGGUACUUUUUCCCCGUUAUGAACCCAGAUGGAUUCGAGUAUUCACACACAAAUGAUAGGAUGUGGCGAAAGACACGCACGCGUCAAAACAUUUUCUGCUGGGGCGUCGACCCGAAUAGAAACUGGGACUACCUUUGGAUGACCGGCGGUGCUUCACAAAACCCAUGUUCACAAACGUACGCUGGCAGCAGACCAUUUUCCGAGCCCAGUGUCGAAGUCAUGAGCAAAUUUAUAGAAUCCAUAGCGGACACUCUGGUGGCUUACCUCGAUUUUCAUUCGUUCUCUCAAAUGCUUCUACUUCCGUAUGGUCACACGACGGAGCCUUUGGACAACUACCAGAAAAUGAAAGAAAUCGGCGAAAAGGCCAUGGAAGCUCUGAGCGCCCGGUACGGUACUGAAUAUGUUGUCGGAAAUAUUGCCGAAACCAUCUACGUUGCUACCGGCAGCAGUAUGGAUUGGGUUAAAGGCACUUUUAAUACUACAAUUGCUUACACCUACGAGCUUAGGGACAAAGGUAGUGCCGGUUUUAUUUUGCCCGCCGAUCAGAUAAUACCGUCAGGGGAAGAAACCUUGGAUUCCAUUAUUACAAUCUUCGAAGAAUACGAAAAAAGGAAAACAACUCCAUCGAACUUAACUUCACUGGCAUUCGAGCACUACGAAAGAGAAAUGAAGCUAGUUUUCGCAGUCCUCGCGGCAGUGGCUUUAAGCCAGGCCGCAGCAGAACUGAUGAGGUUCGACAACCACACGGUCUACAGGCUCAUUCCCAGGAAUGAGAAAGCCGUAGAGGCACUCAAAAAAAUAGAGGAGUCCCCGGCCUCCAGUUAUAACUUCUGGACGAUGCUUCACGGUGUUAACACCACUGUAGAUUUGAUGGUCGAUCCUAGGAAAAUGGAUGAGUUUCAGGAAUUGCUUGACCUAGGCAUCGACCAUGAGAUCGUGGUACCCGAUGCGCAGAAACUUUUCGAUAACGAAGGUUUCAGACCGUCUACUAUGGCCGGUCAGUUCACUUGGACCCAGUACCACACUCUUGAUGAAAUUUAUGACUGGCUAAGGAACAUUGCGCUCAACUACGACGACAAAGUCACUCUCGUUCACGGCGGCACCACUUUCCAAGGGCGUCCCAUUCUUGGCGUUAAACUGUCAUACCCUUCCAACAUCCGUAAAAAGGCAGUGAUAAUUGAAGCUAAUAUCCAUGCGAGAGAAUGGAUCACCUCGGCCACUGCUACAUUUAUUUUGAACCAGUUUAUUGUGAGCGACGACCCUAGAGUAAGGGCAGUGGCGGAGGCCUACGACUGGUACUUUUUCCCUGUCACGAAUCCCGACGGUUUAGUUCACACUCACACCAGCAACCGCAUGUGGCGUAAGACUCGCACCCCGUACAGUUUCCUAUGCGUUGGUGCCGAUCCCAACCGCAACUGGCCAUACCAGUGGAUGCAGAAUGGCGGAGCGUCUAGUCAGCCAUGCAGCGAUCUCUAUGCCGGACCAAAUCCCCUUUCGGAAUCCUCUACGAAUAGCUUCUCCGAUUUUAUCACCAGCGUUUCGAACGAUUUAGAAGCUUACAUCAGUUUGCACUCUUUCAGUCAGAUGCUUUUGAUUCCGUACGGGCACACCACCCAGCCUUUGGACAACUACUGGGAGUUGAGAGAAAUCGGUCUUCGCGCCGUAAGUGACUUGGCUGCAAGGUAUGGAACCAGAUACGUUGUCGGAAACGUUGCUGAAACAAUAUACAUUGCAACCGGCAGCAGCGUAGAUUGGGUCAAACAUACCUUCGGAGUUCCGUUGACUUAUACGUAUGAGCUGCGCGACGAAGGCCAAUUUGGAUUCGCAUUGCCUGCGUCGCAGAUCAUCCCCACCGGCUUGGAAACGUUGGAUUCGUUCGUUUCCAUAUUUAAUCAGUGGCGUGCUAGACAUCCGGUAUAAAAGAUAUUGCCAAAAAUUGGUAUUAUAUUUAAUAAUAAAGUUGACAAACAU